AUGGCUCAGGUAGCUCUAAAAGGUAAAUUGUCUUGUCAAAUCCUUCUGGCAUUCCGAGUCCUUCCUUCCGACAUUCCAAGUUCUUCCUUCCGACAUUCCAAGUCCUUCCCGACAACUGGAAAAAAAUUUCCCGACAACUGGAAAAAAAAUUCCCGACAACAGGAAAAAUUUUUCCUGUUGUUCGUCCGUAAACCAUUCAAAUUUUCGAAAAUUGAGAACUUUUUGGUCGAACGACAGAAAAAAUUUUUCCUUCAGACAGGAAAAAAAUUUCCCGACAACUGGAAAAAAAUUUCCCGACAACAGGAAAAGUUCUUCCAUCCGACAGGACACAAACGAAUGUCCGACGUUCCUCUUCCUGAAUGUCUUCCAAAGCCAGAAGAACCGACAGCCCCAGCACCACAACAGACUUACUAA
Messenger RNA from Trichomonas vaginalis G3, 414 nucleotides. RefSeq lists its product as uncharacterized. Bases 1 to 414 code for a protein of 137 amino acids. Lineage: Eukaryota; Parabasalia; Trichomonadida; Trichomonadidae. The transcript has a single exon. The record is from RefSeq and is a predicted model, not a curated record.